AUGAGUGUGGUUAACGGUGCCCCACAGGGGGUACCGAUGGAAACACAAAAUGGCGGAACGCAGAAAAAAAAGUUUGCCACGCAGAUAAAUUCGCAAACGAAGAAUGUAGAGUACGUUUACAAACAAAGCGACAGUGGACCUUUCAAGGUCAUGUUGGAAAAAAUGGUUGAAGACAACGAGAAGCUGGGCAUCAACAAAAUAUCGAUCGGAGCAGUGCUGAAACAAAAUGAUUUCGCCCAAUAUUUUCUGGACAUCAAGAAAGUUGGCCGUACCAGAGUACUGGUAUACAUGUCUGAGUGGCAGGAAGCAAACCGACUGCUCAAAUGUCAAAAUUCAAAACUGAAAAGAUUAGUGGCAUUCAUCCCGAGAAGCUUCGUGACACUGAAGGGAGUAAUUUCGGACAUUCCGUUGAACAUGGAUAUCGAAGAAGUGAUCAACGAAAUGGAGACGAACCUAGAAGUGGAAGAGGCUUUCCGUAUGAUGCGAACAGCAAAAGAUGGUAAAAAAUUUCCAAUUAUGAAAAUCGGAGUCGUUUUUCGUAGUAAUAAACUACCGCAGUACGUCAGAAUUUUUUCUAUCAACAUGAAAGUAGUCCCGUAUGCAGCGAGAGUCGUUAUGUGUUAUGAGUGCCUGCGUUACGGGCAUAUAGCAAAAAGUUGCAAGGGCAAGAAACGUUGUCUGAAUUGCGGGGGCAAUCAUGACACAAAAGAGGAGCAUGAUCAAUGCAGCAGAAAAUCUAUGUGUGUACACUGUAAGGGUGAACAUAGGUCGUCAGAUACCAACUGUCCCGAACGGGAGAAGCAGGAAAACAUAAAAAAACUAAUGGCAUUCAGGAACCUUAAAUACCAAGAAGCACGCGAAAAAGCUACAAUGAAAGUCCAAAACAGCUUCAGCUUGCUGAGUACUGAGGACGAAUUUCCAUCAGUGUACGAAAGCUACGCUCAAGCGGUGAAGGACAAGCUAGAGCAGUCAGUAGUGAACAAGGUACCACGAGCAGUACAAAGGAAAACUGGAACAGGAAAUAAAAAGGAUAAAAAGCAGCAACUUGAAGAAAGAAAAGAAGAAGAACGAGGAGACGAAGAAAGCGAUGAAGUCAAGUUAGUCAGAAACAAGAAAAGGAAAGUGGUCAACAUAACCAACAAUGAAGAAGAGGAAGGACAAAAAAUCUCGAUGCAGAAGCACUUGGAGCUGCGAAAGCGUUGGGAUGCCAAGAUGAAAGAACUGGCAGUACAACGUGAAGAACUGAAAAGUAAAAUUAACGAGUCUUAUAACAAACUGUACUUGGCUAUCUCCGCGAAAGACGGGGGAAACCAUCAAACGCUGCUAGAUAUUCUCAACUGCCUGGGACAAUCGCUUGGUUUCAAUGCAGAAAAAUCCGAGAGGCUUCGCAAACAGCGUGAAAAGGUCGAGGAGGACGAAAAACACUAUCGCGAGCUAAAAAUCGCCGACGAAGUAAAACGUAAAGAGCUUAUUCAAAAAGCUGAAGAAAUUAUCCAAAAGGAUAAGGAAGGACCCAGGGUGCUAGAAAGUGCAGCAAAAUUCAGUGAGGUGCUGAAAACUCGUGAGCAUCAGCGUAAGUUCAGAGCAGAGCAGGAAGCGCAGCAGGAGUUGCGUCGUAAACAGCUUGAUCAACAGGAUAUCACACAAGCGAACCGAUGGAUUGAGUCGCAGGUGGAACGACAUUUGCCGGAUUUAAUACGACAAAUGGAUGACCGUAAGAGAUUUGAUAAUUAUAAAAAGGAGCUCGAAGACAAAAUUUUAAUGGAUAGAGAAAAGCAGAGGCAGGCCCGAAAUUAUCUAAUAGAGCAGGAACGUAGACAACAUUCAGCUUUGGAAGAGGAAGUCCGUAGACAGGUAGAGAAAGAGAAGAAAUUUUUAGAAAGAAACAAGGAAAUGAAGCGCCAACAUGCACUAGAAGCAAUGAGAAUGGUACAAGAGCGUGAGCAAAGGUUGAAACGAGAAUCCGAAAUUGAAGAUACCUUGAAUCAAAUCUACAACGAUGGCCAGAAAGCCAUUGCUGAUAAACGAAAAGAGAUUCAUACAAAUAAGCAUAAGGUUCGCGAUAACACUCAUCUUCUACAAAGACGUGUUGAGUUAGAAAAACAACUUCUGGAACAAGAGGUAAAAAAUCGACAGAAAGCGUUCGAAGAAAAGAAACUCAAUGAAGAUACGAAGGAACGGGAACGUAUUGAAGCUGAGAGGCAGCUCAAGGUAGCUAGAAUCCAGGCACAUAUUGAGGAAAUUGAAUGGAAGAAACAAAACGAUACAGAGAAAAGCGCGCUAGAGCGUAAAGACAUUGCUGACCGCGAAAAGAACGUCCUUGUAACCUAUGCUUAUGAUCGACACAGAGUAUCGGAUAGAACCACCAAAGCACACGCGCAACGCAAGUUGUUAUUGGAUCAAAUCGAAGAACGUGAAACUCGUGAGAAAACAGAAGCUGAUACUCGAGCUGAGCUGGAAUAUAUGCGGAAUAGUGCCGAAAAGGAAAACAAACAUUUUUUGAAGUAUGCCGACGAACUUGUAAAAGAUUCCAAAGCAAAAAGCCGACCUGUACUCCCGCUCUUGAAAACGGUGGAAAAUUAUAAACGGGAGCAUUAUUUUGAUUUUAGAGAAAAAGAAGUUACACCGAGGCAUCUCGUGUCUCGUGUACCAAUCAACAACAAACUUGUUGAACAGCAGCAGUACCAGAAUGGCCUACAAGAUCCGGCUAUAAUUGCGAUGACUCCUGCGAUGCCGCCAAUUCGAGUUCGUUACGACCCAGAGCAGUUAAAAAAGAUGAAUCCCUACAAGCCUUACAAAAUGUGAGCAGCACAAACAUGACAUAAAUUUUGACCUACUUUCUAGUAAGAGUUCUUAUGAAACCUGUAAACCACGUAAGGCUGAACUAAAAAUAACAUACAAUAACAAGAUACAGAAUAAUUUCUCAUGUUUAUUGAAAAAUUUUAUACAAAAAUAAAUUGUCGAUUCGGCUAUCUUAUCAAAACUA
Molecule: messenger RNA, 2986 nt
Organism: Wyeomyia smithii (pitcher-plant mosquito)
Lineage: Eukaryota; Metazoa; Arthropoda; Insecta; Diptera; Culicidae
Product: trichohyalin-like
Exons: 4
Coding region: 1-2805 (934 amino acids)
Molecular function (GO): nucleic acid binding; zinc ion binding
Source: RefSeq, a predicted model, not a curated record